Molecule: messenger RNA, 1107 nt
Organism: Truncatella angustata
Lineage: Eukaryota; Fungi; Ascomycota; Sordariomycetes; Amphisphaeriales; Sporocadaceae
Product: putative adenosine deaminase
Exons: 1
Coding region: 1-1107 (368 amino acids)
Biological process (GO): hypoxanthine salvage; adenine catabolic process
Cellular component (GO): cytosol
Molecular function (GO): adenine deaminase activity
Source: RefSeq, a predicted model, not a curated record
AUGAACUGCCUGGAAAUUUCACCAUUUAUCGCAUCACUUCCAAAAGUAGAGCUUCACAUACACAUCGAAGGAACUCUGACGCCUUCGCUACGAUGGAAGCUCGCGCAUCGAAACAACGUGCCUUUAGCUUAUUCUACCUACGAAGCUCUCCUGGAAUCCUACAACGUUCUGUACAACCACAGGAAGGAAGUUGAUGGAGAUAAUGGCGCGCCUACAUUCCUGGAAACAUAUUUCGCUGGCACCCAAGUAUUGUGUAAGGAGGAAGACUUCUACGAGCUCGGUAUGGAGUACUUGAAGAAAGCUAAGGAUAUGAACGUCCGCUACGUCGAGCCUUUCUUCGACUUGCAGGCUUAUCUGCCUCGUGGCAUCUCUGCCGCGACGGUGUGCAGUGGCUAUAUGAGAGCACAGAGAGAAGGAGCCGAGAAGUACGGGGUGCAUAGCAACUGGGUCCUGUGCUUCAUUCGAGAUCAGCCUCUAGAGGAAGGAAUUGCCGCAUAUGAAGCAGCACGGCCCUGGGCAAAAACUCCAGGCGGGAAAGGGUUGUUCCAUGCAGUGGGACUUGCUGCGAACGAAUACAAUCGGCCACCUUUAUUGUUUGAGAAAGCAUUCAACAUGGCGAAGUCUGAUGGUCUCCAUGUCACCAUGCAUUGUGAUGUCGAUCAGAAGGACGCUGCUGAUCACGUUUAUGAGGCUAUUUUCUCUGUAUGCGGUGGUGCUGGAGCGGAACGUAUUGACCAUGGUCUCAAUGCUGUCGAUAAGCCGGAGCUGGUCGAAGGACUAAAGAUGCGGAACAUUCCUCUUACGCUUUGCCCACAUGCAUACCAUCGUCGGCAAGCGACUGAAAUACUGUUUCCUAAAAUUCGAAAGCUCUAUGAUGCGGGUGUCAAGUUUUGCAUCAACAGCGACGAUCCAACUUACAUGCACAAUGUAUGGAUAGAUGGAGCGAUGGAGAAGGUAUAUCGUUAUUGUAAUAUGACGGAGCUCGACAUGACCAAUCUUGCGCGCAACGGGGUCGAGAUGUGCUGGGCUGACACCGACCUUAAAGCUAAGCUAUUUAAAGAACUCGAGAAAUUUCAGCUUUCUAGUGCUACUACAAACGUUCUAUAG